Daktulosphaira vitifoliae (grape phylloxera) is the source of this 1443-nucleotide messenger RNA. Its product is annotated as inverted formin-2-like. Bases 1 to 1443 code for a protein of 480 amino acids. NCBI's taxonomy places the organism in Eukaryota, Metazoa, Arthropoda, Insecta, Hemiptera, Phylloxeridae. The transcript has 6 exons. The record is from RefSeq and is a predicted model, not a curated record.
AUGUUGGCUGAAAUAAAUGUUUUGCGUUCAAACAAUGUAUCAAAGCUUAGCAUAAAAAAGUUGCCACAAAUUUCAGUUAUAGACAACGAAAACAGUUGUGAAUUGUCUGAUAAACAGUUGUGUACGUCAAGUGGAUCACGAACAUCGCUUCCUUUAUCAAAAUUUAACUCAACAUUAUUACAACCCUCACCGUCAUUACAACCAUUUAUUGUUACUUCACCUCCACCACCACCACUUCCAUCACAAUCAACAAUUUGUAAUAAAUCAUCUCCACCGCUAUUACCAGUAUCAAUUCCAUUACCACCGCCACCUCCACCUCCACCUCAACCAUUACCAAUCCCAAUUCCAUUACCACCACCACUUCCCCUAAUGAGACCUGAGACCGCACCUAGUUUAUUAAAAAAGGUCAAAAUGAAGACGAUAAAUUGGACUAAAGUUAAAAGAUUUGUCUUUAUUUUAGUGGUCUCAGAAGUUUUGAACAGAGAUAAUAAAAAAGCUCGACGUUCAAACAAUGUAUCAAAGCUUAGCAUAAAAAAGUUGCCACAAAUUUCAGUUAUAGACAACGAAAACAGUUGUGAAUUGUCUGAUAAACAGUUGUGUACGUCAAGUGGAUCACGAACAUCGCUUCCUUUAUCAAAAUUUAACUCAACAUUAUUACAACCCUCACCGUCAUUACAACCAUUUAUUGUUACUUCACCUCCACCACCACCACUUCCAUCACAAUCAACAAUUUGUAAUAAAUCAUCUCCACCGCUAUUACCAGUAUCAAUUCCAUUACCACCGCCACCUCCACCUCCACCUCAACCAUUACCAAUCCCAAUUCCAUUACCACCACCACUUCCCCUAAUGAGACCUGAGACCGCACCCAGUUUAUUAAAAAAGGUCAAAAUGAAGACGAUAAAUUGGACUAAAGUUAAAAGUAACAACCUAGAGAACUCUUUUUGGUCAACACUGGAUCCCGUUGAUUGUGCUAUUGAUUCUAAUAAUAUUAUUGAAUUAUUUGGUGAAAAACAGCGACCCCAGACAACUCCCUCGACUAAUAAGAAUAAUACUCUUAAGCCUUCUUCAGAGCCAAUUGUAUUUCUAAAGAAUUUCGAAGAUGGUAAUGUAAUUUCUGUCGACAAAUUAGAAAUAGUCAAAAGAAUAUUACCCAUUAAUGACGAUGUAAAAUUGAUAAAAAAAUACGGAGGAGAUAGAACAGUUCUUGGAAUAGCAGAAAAAUUUUGUCUGAUGCUUAGUGAAAUACCAUACUAUGAAUUAAAAAUAGACUUAAUGGUUUUAGAAGAAGAAUGGCCUUUAAUGUAUUCAAAAGUCCUUGAUAAUUUAAAAGGUUAUCAAGAAAUAUGCUGUUUUUUGGUUGCCGAACAUUCGUUAACUCAAUUUUUUUCCAUCAUAUUACUUUUGGGAAAUAAAUUAAACGCAGAAAUUUCGUUUGUAAAAUAA